AUCCACAUGGUCCUAGCGUAUGUAAUGCUUUCUACAUUGUAAAAGGGAUAUUGAUUUAUGAGUUUUAUCAGUGGAUAGAUACUAUAAGAUCAUUUCCCCACUUCCACUCUCUCUUCCUCCUCAAUGUCACCCUCGUUGGUAAAGAUCACGCUUGUGCUGCUAUUUAUGUCAAUUAUUAUUCCUCAAAAAUCAGUUGGGGAAUACGAGCAAUGGUGCAUAGCAGAUGAACAAACCCCAGAUGAAGAGUUGAAGGUAGCCCUGGAUUGGGCAUGUGGGGAAGGUGGUGCAGAUUGCAGUAAGAUUCAGGUAAACCAGGCUUGUUAUUUUCCAAACACUAUGACAAACCAUGUUUCCUAUGCCUUCAAUGAUUACUUCCAAAGGUUCAAGCACAAAGGAGGAUCUUGCAACUUCAAAGGAGCUGCCAUGAUUACAGAACUAGAUCCAAGUUAUAAAUCUUGCAAAUACGAGUUUAUUCCCUGAUUCAGAGGCAAACCAAUUCAUGUCAUUUCUAUUUUGCCAACUUGUCCUUUUUAGGAAAUAUAAACAUUCUCAUUUGCUGCGUUAGUUAAAUGUAAGAAUUUUACUUUAUUUUCCUCUUAACAAUUACUUUUGGAUUACACAAGAA
This is a messenger RNA of Gossypium arboreum, 625 nucleotides long. Its product is annotated as glucan endo-1,3-beta-glucosidase 4. Lineage: Eukaryota; Viridiplantae; Streptophyta; Magnoliopsida; Malvales; Malvaceae. The coding region runs from base 124 to 480 and encodes 118 amino acids. The transcript is spliced from 3 exons. The record is from RefSeq and is a predicted model, not a curated record.